Scophthalmus maximus (turbot) is the source of this 2163-nucleotide messenger RNA. RefSeq names its product sialomucin core protein 24-like. Lineage: Eukaryota; Metazoa; Chordata; Actinopteri; Pleuronectiformes; Scophthalmidae. The transcript is spliced from 4 exons. The record is from RefSeq and is a predicted model, not a curated record. Bases 903 to 1661 code for a protein of 252 amino acids.
CUUAAAUAGGAAUAUUCUCUGGUUUCUUUGCUCCUUUAUAACAGUAAAAUAAACAUCUUUGGUGUGUGGACAAAACAAAACACCAUCUUGGAGUUUUGGCAAACAAGAUCGACAUUUUUCCCCAUUUGAUGGAGCAAAAACUAAUCAUUAAGCGAGAAAAUAAGAUUAUGAAAAUAAUCGUUAGUUGCAGCCUAGAAUCCUUUAAUUAAACUUAGACAUGUCAUGUGUUUCAUGUGUGAUCUUGAGUAGAACAGGGGGAAGGGGGAAUUUACAGUAGCACAGGGUCACCACACAGAUUCUGCCCCCACUUCCUUAUCAGCAGCGAUGUGGUAAAAUUGUCUUUUAUGGCCCUUUCUCCAGUGGUUCUCCCUGAUAGCGGCUGAUAGCUUUGUGUUCGACCUGAACAAUGUCCAAGUUCAUUAACGCUGACUCAGGGGAAAAAAAGAGGAAUAUUAUUGAUACUCAUUUGUUUUUUUGCCUGGUUAUUUCCCUAGAAUUCCUUUUCUGACUCAAAUGAAUUAUCUGUACAAAUUACUCAAACAUUUUACUUGUUAAUAAAUAUUUUAUAACUGUGUUGACUUUACAACCAAGUGUAAAAAUAUUAAUGUGGUUGCUGUUUCACUACAGGCUAUAAAAUGUGUGUGAAUAGAGCAAGAGGGAGAGACAGAGACAUAUUGAGCUUUGAUCCAGGUAAUAAACUUGUCCUUUGUCUCCUUGGCAACAUGCAAUAAAGGAAGUUUACAAAGCGCCGACCUGCCCACUCUCACCUGCCAGCAAAUUAACUCUGCAGCUGUUUAUAGGAAGUGGAGAGUCGACCGUGAAAUGGAGGCAGACUCACUGCUGCAGGGAGGUGAACUAAGUUACUCUUUUCGGUUAUAACAACAAAACAAGGACUCGGUGACAUGGAUACCCUCUCUGCUGCGCUGGCUCGUUACCUCCUGGCCAUUUCUUUGGCUUUGGCACAAACAGAAACAAGGGAUUCUACCAUCACGCCCACGUCACCUCCCGGCUUAAACUUCACACAGACAACUGCAUUGUUAAGGUUGUCCGACGCCACUGUGGGUGCAAGUGUUACUCCAAAUGUGAAUGAGAACACAACUCCGUUCCCCAGCACAACCUGGGACCGCGAAACGAUCGACGACUCCACCGUUCACCCCACCGCUUCUCAAUCGACAACCGUGUUGACUCCUCUAACAGAGAGUAGCUCACCGACGACCGCCACGCCGGGUGCUCACACCCCAAUAUUUACUGAGCUGACGAUUCCAGUGAGUCAGACCACAGCAGGUUACACAAUUACACCUGAUACUACACUCGUAACAACUGCAAAUUCGUCUCACACCGCCAAUACAACUUCAGCCCUGGUGGACAGAACCACACACGGUUUUGGACUCAACAUUUCAGAACAGAAUAUAACCAUCGUCUUCAGUGUUGCACUGGGAGUGUUUGCUGUGGCACUGGUUAUAGUCAUGUCUCACAGAUGCAAACAGAAAGUCCAAUACUUGCAUCAGCCUUUCACCAACUCCGAUGACCCGGAUGCUUUCGUAGCAGAUGAUGAUACACUCAUUAUUUCUGGAGGACUUUAUGACGGACAUCCCAUCUACGAUAAUGUGCCCACAGUCUCAGACGACCAAUCUCAAUUUCGCCUCCAGUUCCUUCACUGAGGAGAGACCGUUCACCACAGACUGAUGCGACACCUUUGAUACACGACAGACAUGAACAAAACCAAGAUUAGUACAAUUUCAAGAAUAGAAUUGCACAUUCAAAUGUAUCCUCUUCGUGAGUGGCAGAGAGGAAAUUUAAACGUUGAGAACAUUCAAACGAGAGCAAAACUGAUUGAUUGGAACAGAUUUUUUACUAAUAUCACUGUCAGUACAAGGACAGAUAAAUAUAAAAAAAAAGUUAUACACAACGGCUACACCUUUUCCCUCACCAACAAUAUGAACUUAUGCAAAACAAACAAGGUUACAUGUGAACAUCAGUAACAUAACAAGUAACAUCAGUAUGAACACUAAACAAUACUAUUUAACUGAUCCAUUGUAACAAUCUCUAUGCAUGUUAAUAAGUUUACUUGACUGUUAUUUAUAUUAUUAUUUCUUUUUAUUUGAUCCAAUAUGAACAGUGCUAUUAAAGCAUAUUAAUAAAGCGUCAGUAUGAACUCCUAAA